Molecule: messenger RNA, 1636 nt
Organism: Mycena citricolor
Lineage: Eukaryota; Fungi; Basidiomycota; Agaricomycetes; Agaricales; Mycenaceae
Source: the annotation of a GenBank genome assembly
CAGACUGUAUGCGUCUCCUCGCCUCCAGGUGCUUGUGUCCUCUUGGAAUUCUCCCAAAAAAACCAAACGACAGAGCUCGCUUGCAACGUGGAGUAUUUCCAAUAAGAGGAUAUGGACCUAGAUGAGGCGCUCUCUGGUUUUGAAAAUCCACUAUAGGCCCUCCUCGUCCAGAGCCACCUACUAUAGACGCUGCUUCGAUAACUGAGGUCCUCAAAUACUUGCUCCCAGCAAUUGUCGAAACUGGCCUACAGGACGACAUGGAUCAUUCGGGUCGACGCCGGAAUCUGAAGAGGUCCCGAGCACAAACCUCGCUGCUUGCCAAUCAGCACUCGGCUUCGACCCAGCCUUAGUGCAUGACGAUGCCGACGCAUGGGAUGCAGAACGCAUUGUUGGGCCAGAUACAUUGUCCUCGAGGUCUCAUCGCCACAGGGGCUUCUAGCGCUGGCAGUGGGCCCACCGAGGAUCGCUCGGACUGCGAUCCUGCCCUCGUCUCAGCAAAUUUAUCGGAAUGAUCUGGUUUACGAUCGUGCGCUGUGCUCGCCUACAAGGCAGACAACUGCUGAGUAUCGUACAUGCAUAGAAGAUCGUGGCGGCACGGAACGCACCUUUUGUCUUCGAUGGGCCCGGAAUAGCGCACCCUUCCAGUUGUCCAGUUUCGUCGCCAUAGUGGAUUCUUGCACUCGCAAUCGGCCCAGCAAGGAUCGAUCGGACUGUGAUCCUGGUCCCACUCACCACAAAUGAAGCGGAGUGGGAUGGUUCGCGGUCGUGCGCUGUGCUAGCCUACGAUACAGGCAAAUGCUGAGUGCACUGCAUGGAAAGAAGACGGCGGCAGCGCGGAGCACACCCUUUGUCCCCGACGGUCCUGGGGUAACUCGCGCUUCCAGUCGUCGAGUCGCAUUCCUCCAAUAACAAAGCGGUUUUCCUCCCUCCACCAGUACACACGACCUCUCAAUCCGCAUACUGAUCAAUCUCUCGCUCUUCGCCUCCUACGACGGGCUUGCCGCGUGUGAUCGUCGUUCGUUGCAGUCUGUCGGCUCCAAGGGCUUGCACAUACGGAAACCGGGGAUCGCGCCUAGUUUCCAAACGAGCAGAGAUCCUGUGUAAUGCCCAUUUGAUGCGCCGUCCAAUGCGCUCCGGAUUGAGGCCGGAAGAGUGGCGAUAACAGUCCGACAAGUACCAAUAUCCCAGAUGCAGCUCGCGCCAUCUUCCACGAAUAGAGAGACCAUUCCGGUCGUUCUGCAUGUCCGCUGAGCGGGACAUCGCCCAAAGAAACGUCCCCAAGAACCUGGUCCAGCAAAUCAAGGUGGUUGUGCGGGGGCCCGUUUGGAGCUGGCGAUGCGUUCGCAAUCAGGGCGGCCUCACAGAGACUUGACGUGUGGCUGUCGACGCAGUGUCCGCGAAGCUCGACCUUGUAUACCGAUGGGCUAGCGGUCGAAUGUGCAACAGCUGUUUCUGUUACCCAAAUGUGUCUAUGCUGAGAGCAGGUCCCGCGCUCCUAACGUUCUUCGCGACUCGGGAAUCCUCGAGCGAAACAUCCCGAAGUCUAUCCAGCCUGUCCACCAGAAAUCAGCGGCACACUGGGGCCUUCUGUAGACCCAUGCACGUACCCCACUAGCCUCUAUCCGCGGAAGUGGAA